Molecule: messenger RNA, 1323 nt
Organism: Funneliformis geosporum
Lineage: Eukaryota; Fungi; Glomeromycota; Glomeromycetes; Glomerales; Glomeraceae
Source: the annotation of a GenBank genome assembly
AUGGCCAUUGAGAAUAAAGGAUCAACAGAAAGGAUAAAUGAAAUGUACCGCUAUGUAUUGCGUCUUUAUGGUCGCCUUAUUAACGGCCAAAAGGCACUGGUAACUCUUAUAGACAUUCAGGUUUUCUUUGACAUUCUCGUACUAGACGAAGAGACUCCAGAUAAAUGCGAAGAAAAGUCAUAUUUACGAAUUUAUACGAAUGGUACUGGAGAGAGAAAGAAAGCCAUCCAAGAUAUACAAGAAAAUAAUUUUGAAACUGCUUCAGAUGAUUUAUACUCAUUUCACCAUAAGACGCAAUUACAAGAAUUGGGUGAAUUUGCUGAAGUCCUUGAUCUGAAUAAUAAUAGCAUAUCAUCUCAACAUACUCGAAUGGAUGUAAGAGCGAAUGACGGGAAAGUUCGAAACAAAGGAAGAAAUUCUAAAGCUCCUGAGAAAGGUGAAGAGGAUCUUGAGGAUAAAGAAUAUAUGAGCAGUCUAAUUAAGAUCAAAAUUAUGUGCCUUAAAAAACGUUUUUCUCAUUCUGAAGUUAAAAAGGAAGGCUCACUUAAAUUCUUCUUACAAAAAUUCGGUCUUGACAAUAAGGCCGAUAUGCCAUACGAUAAAAUUACAAGGGUUCCUGAAGACAUAGAAAAAGAGAAAUAUCCUGAUGCGUAUGUAUUUCCACCUAAAAAAGGUAUCAUGACAGAAAGACCUGUAACAGGUCUGAAUUUUGUAUCUUUAUAUCCUAGCAUUAUCAUGACCUACAACCUCUCCUCAGAAAAAAUCAUAUUGGAUCGAGAAAAGGCUGAUAAUGUCUGUAAAAAUAAAAAUGAGCUUUAUACAAUUGAGUUUAAAUUCAAUAAGUAUGACAUUCAAGCUUGGUGCGUACGUCAUGAAAAUCAAUUUGAGAGGAAAGAAUUAUAUCCGGCAGUAUUAGAGGAUUUAUCUAUUAAGAGGCUGGAGCUUAAAGAACGUCUGAGGCAAAGGAUUCCAGAAAGCUUAAAUUUAGAAUACUCAUCCAUAUGCUUCGAUUAUGAUUAUUGGAUUCGAAGCAAAGCUUUGAAGGUAUACAUGAACACUUUUUAUGGGAAAGCUGGAAACUCACUAUCUCCAAUCUUUCUUCGUGAAUUAGCCUGUGAAACUACUAUAGCGGGAAAAUAUAACCUUAAUCUUGUUGUCAAAUUCGUAUCAAAGAAAGGGUUUGGGAUAAAAUAUGGGGAUACUGAUUCUUUGUGUCUCACCUGCCCAGAUAGGUAUUACGAGAAAUGCAAUGAAGCCUUCUCUGGAAAAAACUUUCCAAAGAAGCGUACUGGACUAAAAUGGUUAAAAUUACUAUGGAUGUGA